Homalodisca vitripennis (glassy-winged sharpshooter) is the source of this 807-nucleotide messenger RNA. It is a transcript of the gene bou, whose product is annotated as U-scoloptoxin(05)-Sm1a. The transcript has 3 exons. Gene Ontology annotation, biological process: regulation of synaptic transmission, cholinergic; positive regulation of voltage-gated potassium channel activity; sleep. The record is from RefSeq and is a predicted model, not a curated record. Lineage: Eukaryota; Metazoa; Arthropoda; Insecta; Hemiptera; Cicadellidae. Bases 214 to 642 code for a protein of 142 amino acids.
UAAGAAAGAAAAGAAAGACUUGUGCUAGCAUUCUUUUCCCUGUCUGUUUUUGUUUUGUGUCUGUCUUCGCUGUCAUGAUUGUUUACACCUAAUUCAUGGUUACCAGACUUUGGUUAAGGUUUUAUAUAACUUUAUCCUUAGAAUAGUUUUGAUCUAAAUUAUUAGAAUUUUAUUUAUUCUUAUUUAAAACUUUAGUUGAAAUUAUUUUAUAAAAUGCUUUAUUCUCCGAAGGAAUCACUAAUUUUAACAUUUUUAAUAUUGGCUACAGUACUUACAACAGCUUGCGGGAUAAAUUGCUAUCAGUGUGCAUCGACCUCUAACAUUGACUGCAGUAACCAGCUCAUCCAGGACACUGAAGAUAGCUCGAUUGAACCCAGUAGUUGCAGUUUCUUGUUUGAAGCGAGGUACUGUAUUAAAGCAACUGGACUACAUUCAGGUGGUCUCGGCACAAAGCGUUUCUGCUCCUCUCUAGACCUGGGGAACUACUGUAACUACAUCAAGCAGCCAGGAGACGUGAUGGAAUACCGCUCUUGUGUCUACACGUGCGACUCGGAUGGCUGCAACGCCAGCCCUCACUUGGCGCAGCUCUCAGUGGCUUUAGCAGUCUCUUGCACUUUGAUUGUUGCAUACAUUCAUCUGUAAAUGUUGUAUAAGAUGUUUUGUCCUCCCCUCACUAGACAAAUCUGUGUGGAUGUGGCCUUUUGCACCAAAAGCUGCCAUUAGUGCUCUAAUGUAUAGUGUAAUAUUAUAACAAAUAUGCAUGGAUUUUAUAUUUUUAAAAUAAAUAGAUUAUCUUUAUUUUAUAAA